Molecule: messenger RNA, 2490 nt
Organism: Penicillium concentricum
Lineage: Eukaryota; Fungi; Ascomycota; Eurotiomycetes; Eurotiales; Aspergillaceae
Exons: 3
Coding region: 1-2490 (829 amino acids)
Source: RefSeq, a predicted model, not a curated record
AUGGCAGGCGCCAGCUUGCAUUGGGCUGAUAAGCCUAACGCCGAUCUCGCCCUGUCAUCAGAUGAAGAGGACUUUAUUUCCAGCCCAAGUACUGCUUCAAGGGAGCUUGAAGGUGUUGCCAAGCAAAAUUUAACCCUGGCUUUGGGGAAGUUGCGCUUGGAGCAAGAGGACUUGAAUCGAUCUUCCGAACAGGACGCGACUCCAACAACUCCCCGCACAGAAGGCCCAAACCAAACACCCUCAGAACUAGAAAUGGCCAACCCUCUACAGUUAUUGGAUUUACCCUUGGACAUUUUGAAGGAGAUCAUCAAAGAGGUGACCCAUACGACUGACUUGACCUCGCUCGCUCUUACAUGCUCGGCUCUUCAUUCCCUAGCUAUCCCGCACAUGUACUCCCGUUUCGACAUCGUCUGGCCCGAGUCGCUAAACCCAUCAACGGAUGACUACUCGGGGGUGGAUGCUCUUUCUUAUGGUCUUUCCACAUUGGUCAUGGGAGAGGAUGUAUUUAAUCGGACGUCGCCGUUUCCAUCUGGCCAAGCCAAAAAAAGCUGCGUGAAUUGUGGUUGCGAUAAUCUCCAUCAUCAAUCGGACCCGGACCCUGGCGACAACGGAGUUCGCUUGCGGUCGCGACGAGGCAAUCAUUAUGCCCAGUAUACCCGCACAUUCUCUAUUGGAAAUGGCCCGCUCAGCUGGGUACAAGAAUACUCGGUGACCAAAGAAGUUGGUAAGAUGCUAGGGACGCUGGUCGCCUUAGCAGUGGCACGAAUGGUAAACCUCGAAGCCUUUGUCUGGGACAUGCCGACUGGAGUGGUCCGUGAAAUUUGGCUGGCGCUUGCGUCGUUGGCAGAUAGACCAGGGCACGAUUGUCGCCUGGAGCGCAUCUGGGUACGCUGGCAUGACAACUCGGAGAAUGCUUUACGCAGUUCGUCCGCAGCGGCAACGAGGCUCUUUCAGAAAUACAAACAUGUGGAACAUCCUUCCUUGUCAGUACUGCCCCCACUCAAGAGUGUGGCUGUUCUUGACAUAGAUGAACCCGCUUAUGUGGAGGAGCUGGCACUUCUCAUUGAGCGGUCACGUCGCCGUCUGUCUGAACUCCGAAUUGGUAUUGCCGAAAAGGCCCACAUGAGUACAUGGCUUCUAUGUGGGAAGGACUCUGAUGGCUCAACGAGUUGGCCUAGAGCUGAUGGUGUACUUGGAAUCUUGGCACGGCGGAAUCUUGACAAAAAGCAGGAAAAUAGUACAAUCGCGUCCCCUGAAGAGAAGUCAGCGCCAUCUGAGGGUUCACCAAACGCCAUCGAAAAUGCAGCCCCAUUGACUCCAAAUGGCGAGCAGCAGCCUCCCAGCACCACCAAGGACAAAAAGUCACCACCAAGCUCUGGUUUGCCCUACCGGAGUGCCCACUCACCGCUACCUUCCUAUAAACCUGAUGGUGACAUGCUGUAUCUCAAAGUACUCGAGCUGGAGCGCGUACCUCUGUCUGUGCCAACACUACUGCCGGCUAUUGACUGGACUGGAUUGACUACUCUUACCAUCAUGCGAUGCGAGGAUCAUGAAAAGCUUUGGAGGGCUCUUCGUCGGAAGUAUGCUCCUCCAGCGAUGCCAGCAAAACGUUCACAAGACCCAGAGCGUCGAGCAAGCGCCAGCUCAGUUGAAUACUCACUAAAUUUGAAACAUAUUCGCACGGACACUGUUUCGCCUUAUCUUAUACUGUUUAUCAAGGAUGCGCUGGCUCCAAAUACCUUGGAGAGUGUUUAUUUGCAUGAAGCCCCAGGUCACGAAUCUGCUGUGCAGAUUGACGCUAUUUACAGGCACAUUCUGCGAAAGCACAGGCAGAGUCUGCGAAAGGUGUUGAUUGACGCCACAGACCGUAUAAUUGGUGCCGGCUAUUCAGGCACACGAUGGCACAAGUGGAUGUUCAACCACGACAUGGUAUCAUUUGUCACGAGUGGAAAGAUGCCGCAGUUGAAAGAGCUAGGAAUGGCGAUGCAUUAUCGUGACUGGCAUUUCUUCCUCCAGAGAUUGCCGAAUAUGCCCCAGCUUCGUGCUUUGUAUCUACCACAAAUUCACCAUACCGUCCACCGCGACUUGAAAGAGCUUGCGCUACAAGUUUUGGACAUCGUCAGCAUACGUCCAGACCUGAAGAUCGCCUACAUUGGUCUCCAAAUCAAAUGCUACCAAAUCCUUGAAGCAAGGCACGACGAUAACCCACUAGAUUUCGACGACAACCCCCCGAUUGAUCAUUCCCCGGCGCAUAGCGAAGAUGAGGAUGAAGGGUGGGCCAACCCCAGCCACGAAUCUGGAGAAGACAGCGAUGGUUCCGACGAUGCCUCGGGGGCAGCUGACACAGACCUCCUUUCCAGUGACCCGGACGACUACGAUACCGAACCCGACGAAGAGCAGGGUACUUCGCGGAUUCGGUACCGGCUACAAGAGAUUUUAUUUUACGACGAAAAGGUAUCCAUUUUCAAGGCGCGCCACGGUGUUUUGUGA